Maylandia zebra (zebra mbuna) is the source of this 2453-nucleotide messenger RNA. RefSeq names its product IL2 inducible T cell kinase (gene itk). Gene Ontology annotation, molecular function: protein tyrosine kinase activity; ATP binding; protein binding. Gene Ontology annotation, biological process: protein phosphorylation; intracellular signal transduction. The record is from RefSeq and is a predicted model, not a curated record. Lineage: Eukaryota; Metazoa; Chordata; Actinopteri; Cichliformes; Cichlidae.
CUCUGCAUGCUGUAGGCAAUGCCGCCUCUCUUGGUAUGACAAAACAAGGCAGUAUUUCUCAUUGCGCUUCUCAUAGCUGGUAAAAUGUUCCCCAGGGUGAUUUUGAAGGGAACUCUGAUCAAAAAAUCUCAACAGAAGAAGCGAGUGUCACCCUGUAACUAUAAAGAGCGAUUUUUUGUGUUGGAUACCCAAGACCUGAAGUAUUCUGAACGUCGUCCCGGGAAAAAGCCUUUGCUGAAAGGUUGCAUCGAGCUGUCCAGAAUUAAGUGCGUGGAGAUUGUGUGUACUGAUGUGCCCAUACCAUGCAGCUUUAAGUACCCUUUUCAGGUUUUUCAUGAAAGUUAUUACCUCUACAUAUUUGCACCAGACAAUGACUGCCGUCAGAAAUGGGUCAGAGCUCUUAAAGAGGAGACAAAGAAUAACAACUUAGUUCCAAAAUACCACCCAAACUUCUGGAUGGAUGGAAAAUGGAGAUGCUGCCAGCAAACAGAGAAACUGGCGACUGGGUGCAACGUGUACGACCCAGUGGGCUAUGCCUCUAAAAAGCCGCUUCCCAGCCUCCCGGAGCCAGAGAUGGAGCUGGAAGAUUCGGGGCAACAGAAGGUCAUCGCUUUGCAAAACUACACGCCACAGGGAGACAAUGACUUACCUCUUCAGAAAGAUCAGGAGUAUCUCCUGGUUAAGAAUUCCCAUUCCACCUGGUGGCUUGUACAGGAUGAGAGAGGGAACUCGGGUUUUGUGCCCAGUACAUACGUAGCUGAAAAAUCCAUCAACAACUUUGAAAGAUUUGAAUGGUACAACAAAAACAUUAGCAGAGCGCAAGCAGAAGAAUUGCUAAUGAAAGAGGGUAAGGAAGGUGCAUUCAUUGUGCGGGACUCAAGACAGGCGGGAGUGUACACAGUGUCUGUUUUCACCAAAGCACCAGGGUCUAAUGGGGAGAAGAAUCCGAGAGUGAAGCAUUACCAAAUCAGACAAACCGAAACGAGCCCAGCUUCUUUUUACCUGGCAGAGAAGUACCUGUUUAGCACCAUUCCUGAGCUCAUAUAUUACCACCAGCACAAUGCUGCAGGGCUAAUAACACGGCUGAGACACCCCGUCUCUCAAGGUCGAUGCUGUUCCCAGGAUUCUACUGAUAUCACAAAAGAUCAGUGGGAAGUGGACCCUGAGGAGCUGAUACUGGGUCAGGAGAUAGGCAGCGGCCAGUUUGGACUGGUGCUGGAAGGCAGCUGGAGGGAUCUCAAGGUAGCGGUGAAGAUGGUAAGAGAAGAGUGCAUGUCAGACGACGAAUUUAAAGAAGAGGCACGGAUUAUGAUGAGACUCUCUCACUCUAAGCUGGUACAGCUGUAUGGCGUGUGCACACAACAUUCUCCUAUCUGCCUCGUGUUUGAGUACAUGGAAAACGGCUGCCUGACGGACUACCUGCGAGAAAGGAAAGGCUCGUUGUCUCAGGAUAUAUUGUUGGGGAUGUGUCUGGAUGUCAGCGAAGGGAUGGCUUAUCUAGAGAUGUCCAACUUCAUCCACAGAGAUCUGGCUGCCAGGAACUGUCUCGUCUCAAAGAACAACGAGGUGAAGGUAUCGGACUUUGGAAUGACCAGAUUUGUUCUUGAUGAUCAGUACACGAGCUCACAGUGCUCCAAGUUCCCUGUCAAGUGGUCAGCCCCAGAGGUCAUCAGAUACUGCAAAUUCAGCACCAAGUCUGACGUCUGGUCAUUCGGUGUGCUCAUGUGGGAGGUGUACAACGAAGGCCGACUCCCCUAUGAGAACCGCACUAAUGCAGAAGUGGUGGACUCCCUGAACGCAGGCCUGAGGCUCCUGAAGCCACGCUUGGCCCCGGACUCUGUCCACCUACUCAUGGAGUGGUGUUGGAAGGAGAAACCAGACGAUCGCCCAACAUUUGGGCUCCUCUUUCACGAGCUGGCCUCCCUUUCAGACGCCUGAACCAACAUGUGAUUUGUGAUUUUUUUUAUAUAUAAUAUUUAUUUUAUUUAUUUACUGUAACCAGUUGCUUGUCAUUUGUAAAGUUAGAUUAUUCCAAAGCAAUUUUAUAUCCUGGAUUUUGCACUUUAUCUCUUUCGUAGCUUUGUAAGUAUCCCCUGAGAGGGCUCACACAGUCCAUUCACACAGCUACUGGUGCUUCCUGCAGAAUCAUGUAAAGGUCUGAGUAAUUCUAUAAGCCAUAUAAAAGUGAGAUGUUUGCUUUUCAGUCAGCUGACUGUCAUUAAACUGAAUGUUUUACAUCUUGUCACUUCUCACUGUCUUAGUUUCCUCCACUACAAUAAUGAAAUCUUGGCAUAAGAAAUAUUUUUGUUUCUAUAUGAAGAAAUUAUUGAAGUUGCCAGAUGUUAUAUAUAUUUAGAAAUUAGAAAGGCUUUCCUGUUUUAUGGAGCUCACUGACAUUAGCCACAACAGUCAUAUUUUUGAUGAUCAUCCAUAUACUGUAUAUAAAAGAUGGA